AGAGCCCUUAAACCCUGGAACUCUGGAAGUGACAGGACUGAACCCUUUCACUGAGCCAGCUUUGAAUUUCUCCGGACAAAGGUCAAGACAUGACGAAGUGGUGGCGCACGGUGGCGGCUGCCGGCACCGGCUUAAGAAGCGCGACGGAGGCGCCGAGCCGACGAUCGUAUUUCACAAUUCAGGCUAUCCCAAGGGAGGUAACUGGGAACAGAGUUUCUGCGAAGGAUCGAGCCCAGGGCCGUAUCCCCGCCGUCGUCUUCUCGCAGAACUAUGUCCAAACAAACCCUAGCGAUCCGACUUCCAUCGCCGCGACGGCCUCCGUCUCCCGGAAACGCCUCCUCACGACCGAGAGAAAGCAGAUUAAGACCAUUCUCAAGUCCGUAGAUUCCCCUUUCUUCUGCUCCACGACAUUUCCGUUCCAGAUCCGGGCCGGGUCGGGCUCAUCAACUUUACUUGAAUCCGGGAAAGUACUCCCCAUCAAGAUUCACAGAGAUAAGGAGACUGGGAAGAUAUUGAAUUUGGUGUUUGUAUGGGCUGAAGAUGGAUCGAAAUUGAAGGUGGAUAUCCCUAUUGUUUUGAAAGGAGAAGACGUAUGCCUUGGUGUCAAGAAAGGAGGUCAUCUAAACAAGGCAAGGACUAGUCUCAGGUUUUUAUGCCCUGCCGAGAAAAUCCCUCAAAAGAUUGAGGUGGACGUGAGCAAUCUAGAUAUUGGGGAUAAAGUGUUGAUGCAUGACCUCGAUAUUGACCAAGGGCUGAAACUUCUGAGCAAGUACCCCGAGAUGCCUGUGUGCAACAUUCGAGAUACAUUUUUUGACAAGUUUGAAACUGCGCAGAAUGAUCCGAUGGCAUAGCAGUGGCACUGAAAUCCACUACGCCUUUUAUGCUUAGCAAUGUAGGAUAAGGUGCUUGUUCCAAAAGAAAUCUGAAUCUUUUUCCUAGUUUUGUGAGGUGGACAUAAUAAAAUUCUGUUCUCUGUAUUUCUAUGUUGUGUUUCACAAAAAGAAAUGCUAUACCCCAAAUGUUUGAAUUCUUGUGUU
Ipomoea nil (Japanese morning glory) is the source of this 1037-nucleotide messenger RNA. Its product is annotated as 50S ribosomal protein L25. The record is from RefSeq and is a predicted model, not a curated record. Gene Ontology annotation, biological process: translation. NCBI's taxonomy places the organism in Eukaryota, Viridiplantae, Streptophyta, Magnoliopsida, Solanales, Convolvulaceae. Gene Ontology annotation, molecular function: 5S rRNA binding; structural constituent of ribosome. Gene Ontology annotation, cellular component: ribosome; cytosolic large ribosomal subunit. The transcript is spliced from 3 exons. The coding region runs from base 90 to 851 and encodes 253 amino acids.